ACGUUGAUCGUACGCUGGUACACUGUAUCGCCUGGGUUGACAGUAUAGUUACUUCAACAUUAUGGAUUAAAAUGCCGCGGAUUAAUGUAAAUAGAGACGUCGCUUCAUUGUAAUUAAUUAAUGCCUCUUAAUUAGACGGGUCACCUCUGGAGUGGGUGGUGGCAGGCAUAUUUUCGGUUUUCAUCAGCAAUAUUUCAGGGAGAGGAGUCAUAUCCUCCUCACCGCAGCUGCUGCAAAGGAACUUCAUCACUUUUGUCCCUGUGGAACAAAUGAUGAACUGAGGACCUCCUCCACUUCUCAACUUCACGUAUCUUUACAUUACUAAGUCUUCAAUCUCAGUGCUCAUCAGAAAAAGGCACUGACCACGUUGCCACACCACAUCUGGGCAUAGAAAUGUGUGUGUGUGUGUAUCCUUGGAUGCCUGACUGUGUCUGAGUGUUUUUGGACUGAAGAAAGAGGUCGUAGGCUGCACUUGAUCUCAUAGUCUCUGAGAGGCUCCUCUCCACUUGACUGACUACAACGUUUGUCUCCACCACUGCAAAGCAUCAUGGGUAGGAAAAAGAUUCAGAUCCAACGGAUCACAGACGAAAGGAACAAGCAGGUGACAUUCACAAAGCGAAAAUUUGGCUUGAUGAAGAAGGCCUAUGAGCUGAGUGUGUUGUGUGACUGCGAGAUUGCCCUGAUCAUCUUCAACCACGCCAACAAGCUGUUCCAGUAUGCCAGCACUGACAUGGACAAGGUCUUGCUCAAAUACACAGAGUACAACGAGCCUCAUGAGAGCCGGACCAAUGCAGACAUUAUUGAGACUUUGAGAAAGAAAGGCUUCAACGGUUGUGACAGUCCAGAGCCGGACGGUGAAGAUUCCAUUGACCAAAGUCCCCUAAAUGAUGACAAGUACCGCAAGAGCACAGAGGACCUGGAUGUUCUCUUCAAACGCUACGGACAGUCGACUGCUCCGCCCCAGACGUUCUCCAUGCCAGUCACAGUCCAGGCAUCCAGUCAAAGCACACUGCAAUUCAGUAACCCUGGCAAUGCCCUGGUAACUACCUCCUAUGUAACUUCAUCGUCGCUCACCGAUACGCACCUGCUGUCACCACAGCAACCAGCUCUCCAGAGAAAUACGGUGUCUCCUGGGUUGCCACAGCGACCAGCCAGUGCAGGUGCUCUUCUUGGGGGCGACCUGAAUAAUUCAAAUGGAGGAUGCCCAAGUCCAGUCCCUAAUGGAUACACCAGUGCCAGGGCCUCCCCAGGUCUCCUCACUGUUUCCAACGGCAACAGUCUGGGGAAAGUAGUUCCAGCCAAGUCUCCACCCCCACCUCCCAGUCCUCAGAUGGUCAACAGCCGCAAGCCAGACCUCAGAGUCAUCACUUCACAGGGUGGAAAGAGCCUCAUGCAGAUGCAGACUUGUAACCCUCCUUGUUACCACCCCUUGCAGACAGAGGAUGAACUGGAAUUGGUAAACGAGAACGCCCAGCGGCUGGCAGCUGGAGCCCAGGUGGCACAAACCCUCACCACACCAGUGGUCUCAGUAGCCACACCGAGCCUUCUGGCACAAGGGCUGCCCUUCUCUGCCAUGCCCACAGCAUACAACACAGAGUACCAGCUGACCAGUGCAGACAUUACUGCUUUACACGCUUUGGCAUCACCUGGCGGCUUGUUGCCAACCAGUGUGUCCACAUGGCAACAGCAGCAGGCUGUUUCCCAGCAACCACAGCAGCAACAACAUCAACAGCAAACGCAGCAGCAGCAGCAACAACAACAACAACAACAGCAACAACUUAUGCUUGCAUCACUUGGCAACUUGGUCAUGUGGGGCGUGGACAAACAGAGCAGCGAGCUGUCUAGCCAGGUAUCGAGUCUGGCUGCCAAUCUGAGUAUUGGCUCUCCGUCCAACCUGCUCUUGGGUAGAGAUGAGUGGUUGGGUCGGCCGGUCACCCAUAUACCUCAAGGUGCCAUGCUGACUGUCAACACAAACUCCAGUGUGAGCAUCAAAUCAGAGCCGGUCUCACCUGGACGGGAUCGAAGCACCCCUUGUCCUCCUCCCUCCACCACACCGUCCUUGACCUCAGGAGGAGCCAUUCUGACCACUCCGCCACAGUACCCUGGCUCCCUGCUGUGCCUGGAGCCCCCGACUGGCCGCUCACCUGCAGACAGUGUAAGCAGCAAUGCCAGCUCCUUUGAAGGCAGCGAUCGUGAUGACACCAGUGCAGCUGAUGGAGGCAGCAGUGGAGGAGGAGCAGGUGGCGGAAGCGGCGGCAGCAGCAGCACAACUGGCACUACAGGUCCCGUCAACCGCUCUGUGCCACCUGACUUCAGCCCAUCAGCUGAGCUACUCAGGGCGUCGAACGAACCAGAGCAGGAGGGAGGAAACGUCAAGCGCAUGAGAUUGGAUGCCUGGGUCACAUAGAGGGGCCGGCACUGCCAGUGAAGUUUUGGUGACACCUAAUACCCACAAUACACUCACACUCAUGCUUAAACCCCACGGCUUUGACCCCACUGCCAUGUGAUGCUAUCAUCAUACAUCUGCCUCUGUCCAAAAUUAAACAACUCGGUUAUGUCACCCAGACUUCAGAGACUUCAUCAAAACAAAAAAACCUAUUAAAAAAAUGAAACCUGUUUGGAUCAUGCUCUGAGUGAGGGGAGGAUGGUUUACUGCUGGAUAUUUUGUCCCAGGUAGGCCCCUUGAAUAGUGGGACAAUAGAUUUUUAAAGUCUUCUUGCUUGGACCCCCAUAUAAUAAUUUCUUUUGGUAGAAAUUAGGUGUUCAACCUUUUUCUAUAUGAUGAAAUCAUAAAAACUUAACUCACGUGGUUUCUGCAUCACCCUCAUGUAUUUCCAUCAAGUUCUGUUACAUUGUUCACAGUGAGACUGGUGGCUUGUCAACAUCAAGAGACUUCUGCUGUAUGACGCGCCAUCUCCUGCUCUUUGAAAUCCAAUGUCAUUUGGAUUGUGUGCUGUUCAUUCUUCCAUAAGUCACUUCCAAACUGCACUAUUGGAAAUUAUAUUGUCCGGACAUGUUUGAGGACUGAGCAUUUAUCUGGCACUGAACAAACAGACUCGGGACAGAUUCUUCUAGAUGAGGACACUUCACCAUUGAUCUUUCUGCUGCCACAGUUAAUGACCUCAGACACACAGGCAGGCCUGAGCUGUCAGGUGGCCCUCUGUAGCUGUGGAGUCGAGCACCUGGCCACAGUGCCAAUAUCAACUUCUCUUCAACAAAAAAUAUGCCAAAUUCUCUUGAAAACAGUGCAGGGACACUGAUGAAUCACUCGCACUGUCACAGAAAACGAUGAGAACUAGAAACUGUCGAUGCUUUUCAGGCUUUGAAUUUAUCAUCACUUUCUCCUCAGACUGGGUGCUCCUCCCGUCCACUCACCUCAUAUCUUCUGGAACUUGGAUGGAAGUUGUUGCACCAGAAAUCCAGCCAGUCAGUCGGUUUAUUAACAGGAGUAGGUGCCAUCUUGUUAAAAGCCUAGUAUCAGUUUUUUGAGCCUCUGGUGGCUUUUUUUGGAUAGGAAGUAA
Molecule: messenger RNA, 3521 nt
Organism: Monopterus albus (swamp eel)
Lineage: Eukaryota; Metazoa; Chordata; Actinopteri; Synbranchiformes; Synbranchidae
Product: myocyte-specific enhancer factor 2D homolog
Exons: 13
Coding region: 548-2407 (619 amino acids)
Biological process (GO): positive regulation of transcription by RNA polymerase II; cell differentiation; heart development
Molecular function (GO): protein dimerization activity; histone deacetylase binding; DNA-binding transcription factor activity, RNA polymerase II-specific
Source: RefSeq, a predicted model, not a curated record